Molecule: messenger RNA, 5518 nt
Organism: Pelodiscus sinensis (Chinese soft-shelled turtle)
Lineage: Eukaryota; Metazoa; Chordata; Testudines; Trionychidae
Source: RefSeq, a predicted model, not a curated record
CCACUUUAUUUGCUUAUGCCUCCACAGACAUGGCUUCUGGAAGCUUCCAUUGGCUGCGGAUCGCCGUUCCCAACCAGUCGGAGCGGCAAGAAGCAACACAUACCGGGACACCACUUCUUGCAGCUCCCAUUGGCCAGGGAAGGCAAUCCAUGGCCAACAGGAGCGUUAAGUAGCUGUACCUGUUGCAGCUGAGUCUUGAGAGAAAAAAGGAAAUGCAGCAGGAUAAACAAAAAGCACUUGAUGUAGAGAUCUGGAGACAGAAUUCCAGGAAAAGAACUUUACUGAAUCGUGUUCAGGAGAUCCUGGAAAACAUGCAGGUCAGAAAAGUGUCCAAUCAGAGUGAUUUGAAUCAGAGGGAGGCUGAGAGCAGUCAUUCUAAUUCAGAAUCAAAAGCCUCAAAUGAUUUCACAAUGCUGUCAGACAUCGAUUUGCCAAGUUCAACUGCAUGCAGUGGUACUACAGACCUUGGGAAAACAUUGGAGAUUAUGCCAGCAGACACUGAUAUCCAAGUUAAAUCAAGUGGAAUAGACUCAGUUAGGGGCACAGAAGAACAUAUUCCUCCUGAACAAAGUGAGAACAACCUCUCAGAAAAUAUUUCUUGCCUUGAGGUUACGUUUCCUGAUAAAACACAAAAUAUGACUACUACAAGUGCACAUGUAAAUAAAGAGCAUAUGGAGAUGCCACCAGCUGCUGAGGAAGUACCUGAUCCUUAUGUAAUGAGUCUUCAGAAUCUUCUGAAAAAGUCCAGGGAGUACAUAGAGAGAGAGCAAACCAGACGUAGCAUGAGAGGUAAUUCAAAAAGAAGUUUUAAUGAAAGUAAUUCAGAUAAAGAAAAUGAUGCAGUUAAAUCAGAUGUCUCUGGGAAAGAGAGAGUAAGGUUUACAGGCAGGAGUUGUACUGCUGUGACACUUGAUAAACCAAGUCUUAAUAAAUCAAAUAUUCUACUCCAAGGUGCCUCUGCCCAAAUAAAUAGCAUAAGUACACCAGCUUCACCCAGUUUCUCUAAAGUGGAUAUACCUACAAGAGCUGGAACAUCCCCAGUUUUGGAUUUGGAUUCAGAUGAAGAAUUUAAAAACACUUGUACCUUUGAUCAUGACAGUAGUCGUGUCAGAAGCCUUACUGGUUCUUAUGCCAAAUUACCUAGCCCAGAACCAAGUAUGAGCCCUAAAAUGCACCGAAGACGUCCAAGACCUUCAUCAAUGGGACAUAUAGUUAUCAAUAACCCUGUGAAUGCCUAUGAAUUAAGUCCUAAAAACAAGGGAGGAGCAAUUGACUUGAUCAUACAAGAUGUCACUGACCAAACCAAUGCAUCUGAACCUGUGCCAAAAUUCACUGCUGACUUCACCACAGCUUGUUCUAGCAAAGCUCAUGUUGUCAACCACAAUUCUUCAGAGACUUCAGAUCAUGUGUGCCAGCGUUCCAUUAGUCAACUAGAGAGCAAAGGAGCAGUGGUAUCUUCUGUAAUGGACCCAAAGUUGGAUGGUAGAAGGCCAUAUAAAAUGGAUAGUACUACUUGUACUGCAACUCCAAAAUUGCUUGAGUCAUGUGCAGCCAAUCAGUCAGUGGUGACUCAAAAGCUAGUAACUAUAAAUGGAAACAAGGCAGUUAGUUUAGUAGAAAAGACCAAAAGUAAUUCACCAGUGGAACUCAAUAAAUCUUAUGAUGUAGAAAAUCCAUCUCCAUUACUGAUGCAAAGCCAGAAUAAGCAUCAGCAGCUGGAUACUCCAAAUGUUUCUUCUGGAAAUGAACAGUUUGUAGAAAAUGGUUUUGAAAAAGUGAAACGUAGGCUUGAUUUGGAUAGUGCUAGUUCACAGAAAGAGAACAAUCCAUAUAUUUUAUCAGUUGGAACAGAAGAACAAGAGAAGUGGAAGUUGCAAGACCGAAAGUGCCCCAUAGGAUCUGUUGAUGGUAACAAGAAUGAAACCUCAGGCAGUGGUACAAAUGAAGAUGACAUUUUGAAAAAUAAAUUGUUGGCUUUUGAAGAAAUGAGGAAGAGACUUGAAGAGCAGCAUGCACAACAGCUAUCAGUACUGAUAGCUGAACAAGAGAGGGAACAGGAAAAGUUGCAGAAGACUUUUAAUCUGCAGGAGAUUGAAGAGCAGGAGAGAAGGUUAAAAGGAAAGAAGAGCUCUACAGCAGAAAGAGAAAUACCCAAAAUGACCAUUAGCAGUGGGAUGGAACUGGAGUGGAGAAAAAUAAGCGAAAGUGGCUUGUUAGAAACAAUGCUGACUCAAGUGGAGAAAAUCUAUAACACAAACUCAAACAGCACUGAUUUUGACAACACUACCAUGCCCAAUAGUUUUGGUUCAACAAAUGAAGCUCCGUUCUACCUCUGGGGACCAUCAGUUAGUGGGAUGUCAAAAAUAUCAACAGCCAGAUCUAUUAGGGCCAAAACCAGGUUGUCUCAGGUCUUUGGACCAGAGAUGCAAAUGAAGUUCAGUAAGAUCACUGCCUUGGCAAAGGGAUUUCUUACUCGUAGGCUCAUGCAAACAGAAAAACUGAAAUAUCUUAGGCAAACUGUGAAAGAUACUAUGGAGUUCAUAACAAAUUUUCAAUCUGAAGCUCCCUUAAAGAAAGGAACUGUUUCAGCCCAAGAUGCAUCCCUACAAGAAAGAGUGAUAGCUCAACUGCGAGCUGCGCUGUAUGACAUCCAUGACAUAUUCUUUAUAAUGGAAGUAUCUGAAAGAAUGAAUAUCCUGCGUCAUGAUCGUGAAGUUCGCAAAGAAAAAAUGCUCAGGCAAAUGGAUAAAAUAAAGACUCCACGAGAGAGGGUGACACUUUCGACAGCUACACAGAAGUCUCUGGAUAGGAAGAAGUAUUUGAAGGCUUCAGAAAUGGGAAUGCCAAAUAAAAAAAUUAUUGUAAAACAAAAUACUCCUGAAACAAGAGUACUUCAGCCAAAUCAAGGACAAAAUACUCCAUUCCAUAGGCUUCUUUGCAGGCAAGGAACCCCUAAGACCUCAAUGAAGGGGGUUGAGCAAAAUAGAAAGAAGUCCUCAGAAAGCAGAAUGCCUAACAAGGCAAUUUCAGGAGUAUAUGCAGGAAGAACCCAAAGAAAGAAGCCAAAUGUUGCGACAAUUUAAGACGACAGCACUCGCUUGGAUAACAAUAAUGGCUAUUUAAAUGAAAUUGUCUUUUCGGCAUUGGUUCAGAUCUUGCAUCUCCUAUAUGUAUGCUUUGAAUUGACAAAUGUACACAUUUAACAUUUUUUUUCAUACUUUAAGGACAUACCAUAGGUUUUUAUGGAAUGAUGUUAAAAUAAUGGAGAGGGCUUACAAAUAAGUUCAAUUUUUACACUCAUAUGAAAACAAAUUGCAUGUGAAAAACUUGUUAGGUAUUCACAUUACUGCAUACAUACAAGCAUGUUCAAAAUGCUCUGCUGUAGAGAAGACUAAUAUAGUGCAACAUUGUCUAUUUGUGUAUCUUACCAUCUUUCUGACUUCUUAUUGUAUAUAUCAUGCACUUUUUGUACUAUAGGAAAUGUAUAUUUAAAAUUGCAGUUCAUACACAUUAGUUUGAAUAAUAGAUUUCCUUUGUGUACAUAUUUUAGCCAUUUGCCCUGAAAUUAGAGCAAUUACACAUAGAAAAGAUAACUUAUUAAACUGUAACAGUACUAUGCUUUUUUCCUCAGUUUGAGAGCAGCAUUGCAGAGUGUAUCAUUAUAUAUGAAUGUGCUAACCUCUCAAUUUAAAUACUAAUGACUGAUAUUGUUAGGCUCAGUUUUGUUGACUCUGCAGACAAUUAAUUGCUGGCAUAAAUGUGCAAUUUUAUUUACAUUAGUGAAGUUGUACUUGUUCACAUAGAUGGUGAAUUUAGGCCUCUAUGAUGAAACAUUCCAAGCAAUUUUCCCUCCCUACUGUUUACUGCAUUUUCUAAAUCCAAAGUACAUUUUUGAUGAAGAUGAAUUAAGAUGUAUCAAUUCUAUGAAGAUGUAGCAAUUUCCAGAAGGAAAGAUUUUGUUUGCCACUUCAGACAAAUUGUCCUCGGCAAUCCUAUAGAUGACUGUUCCACACCAUUGUUUCUUACUGUUUGGACAUUUCUCGACCUACUUUGUUGUCUACACAAGUAACUUGGAACAGUUUUGCCUCCCCAAAAAAUUCUUUUCUGUCAUCAGUAACAGACUCAAGCACUGAAGCCAUGCUUCCAAGUUCUGUGUCCCUAAAACUUUGCAAAACUUACUCUCCAAAAGAUGCUCCUGUUUGCCUCCUUUUUUUAUAGUUGUUUCAGCCAUUAAGAACAUGAUUCUUUAAGGAGAGGCUGCUUAGUAAUUUUAAUCUUGAUAAUGAGCUUCCUGAAUCUUUCCUUGGUUUUCAAAUAGAAAAAAUCUUGGGCCUAUGUAUACCCAUCCUUUGAGAUGGAUAUUGUUCAGUCAGUAGCAUACUUCUGUAUCCCCACAGCUUAAAGAGUGGUAGAGGGGGACUUUUUAAACAAAAAUAAACGCUACGUAUUUAAUGAAAAUGUCAAAUUGUGCUGUUUCACUAGUAUAAAUUUGCUGUAACGCCUAACUUCAGUACCUUAAUCCAGGUUGGCAUUAGUGUAACAGCAGACUUUAUUUAAUAUCAUUAAAUAACGCAAUGUAAAAUAGAAAUUCAGAAUAAUUAUGUAGAAAUAAAAAUGCCUUAAUACAAAAAUGCACAUAGAAUUAAUAAAAAUGUUUGAGGAUGGCUUAAACUUGUAAGUUAUGGUUUCCAUCUACAAAUCCAUACUUUAUUCUGUACAUUUUGUUGCAUUAUUAUAAGCAAAUUUACUUAUUGUGCAGUAUUUUAAACUGAGUCAGAUGUAAUUGGAAAUGAGGCAAUGCUAUUUAGAGGAUUAACAGAUUGCUCAGCAGUUGUGUUCCGGAGCCUUAUUUGAAGGCUUGGGAACAGAUCUUCAGAUGGUGUCAAUUUACACCUGCUAAAGACUAGCAUCUAUAAAGGCUAUUGUUUUUUAGUUUCCUAUCCAUAAUACAAAGAUUUCUUGUGAUACUAUAAACUUCCUUGAUUCCUAGUAAUUUCAGAACUUUAAUUUGGUUCUUAAUUUUUGCAUUACACUACUGUUAUCAGUUUUUUGAGGAAAACAUUUCAAGAGUAACUAAGAACGACAUGUGAAAUGCAUAUUUUUAUUAAGAAUUACAAUUUUGCAGUGGCAAAACUUUAUAGACUGUGGCUUGUAGUUCUUAGUGCUAAAAUUGAUUGUAGAUGUUUUCUGUACUGUGUUAUUAGUUGGCAUUUUGAGACUAUGUAAAAGUAGUAUGUCUAAUUUAAAAAAUUAAUGUUCAACUUUUCAGGCUUCUUAACUAAACUUUUUUUACUUUAAGAACGUACUGAAGCAUCAUAUCAAUUUUUUAAAACUUUUAUAAGGCUGCUUUCUUGAUGAGUGCCAGGAUUUGUUUUUGUAAUUUGAUAUGUUUUGUAUUUAUUUAUAUAUAUUUAAUUUCAAUUCACUUUUUAUUUUUAUGGAAUGUAAUGUUGUUGUCAUAAAGUAUAUUUAUUUUUUGUACUUUUCAUUUUUGCCAUCCUGCUCCAUUCACUAAAUA